Gossypium raimondii (Peruvian cotton) is the source of this 2790-nucleotide messenger RNA. RefSeq names its product mitogen-activated protein kinase kinase kinase 18. The record is from RefSeq and is a predicted model, not a curated record. Gene Ontology annotation, biological process: protein phosphorylation. Gene Ontology annotation, molecular function: protein kinase activity; ATP binding. Lineage: Eukaryota; Viridiplantae; Streptophyta; Magnoliopsida; Malvales; Malvaceae. The coding region runs from base 574 to 2133 and encodes 519 amino acids. The transcript has a single exon.
CCAUUACGUUGAUGUUUGUGGAUUUUGUUAACCAACACUUUCAAAUACAAAAUACUUGGACAUAAAUACUAGGGACACGUUUUAAGUGAGUGAUUUUGGGUUUGGAAAUAUUCUAUUGCUCACCUACAAUUUUGCUCUCCAUGAACCGUGUAAGCUAUAACCAUGACAACCACAUGUCAAAAAACACCAAACCCCGACAGCACGACCAAUCAAAUGGCAUUGGCAAGAACCAAUCUUGCAAGUAAAAAACCCAUUCCCAAUCAGAUCAACGGUUUUCAUCAACUCCACGUGGCCGAGGUUAAGCAUAAAACCCAGGAUCUUCCUCCACGCCUCCAUUCUUCCCUCUUUUUCUUUUACGUCAAAUGGCAUGCCUUUCUUGUUUCUAGCUCUAAAAAAUAAAUCGUGCCAUUAUCAAACCGUUUUCCGAAUUAUCCAUUGACAAUAUCCACGUAAGACUAAAUAUAAGACGUAUAUAAAUACCCAUUUGGACCCUCAAGAAACACAAGCCAAAAAGGAACAUAAACGGAAGAAAGAAAAAAUAAAGAAAAAGAGAGAGAGCUUUGAGUUUCAGAGAUGGAGAGAAAGAGAAAUAACCAGAAAGUUUCUUGGACUAGAGGGAAGUGUUUAGGCAAAGGCUCUUUUGGAACUGCAACAUUGGCAACCAAUGAAUCCAACGGUGCCGUUUUCGCGGUUAAGUCCGUCGAUUUGGCAACGUGUCUUCCUAGCCAGUUGGAGUCUUUGGAGAACGAAAUUAGGAUCCUCCGUUCGCUUUCCUCUCCAUAUGUCGUUGAGUAUCUCGGCGAUGAUGUGACCAGGAAUGAGUCCCCGACGACGUCUUACCGGAAUCUUCACAUGGAGUACAUGGCAGGUGGUACCGUUGCGGACGAAGCGAUUGUUAAGUCCCGGUUGGCUGACGUGGAGGAGAAGAUUUUGCGGUGGCACACGCGGUGCUUAGUUUCGGCUUUGAAGUACGUACACAGUGAAGGCAUUGUUCACUGCGAUGUAAAAGGGAAAAAUGUUCUGGUGGGCCAUGAUUUAACAUCCGUAAAGCUCGCGGAUUUCGGCUCAGCAAUGGUUGAGAUUAAAAAUGAAAGCUCGGGUGACAGGUGUAGGUCCGAGAUAUGGCCACGUGGAAGCCCUCUCUGGAUGGCUCCGGAGGUGAUUCGCGGUGAGUAUCAAGGACAGGAGAGUGAUGUUUGGUCUUUAGGCUGCACCAUCAUCGAGAUGGUCACCGGGAAGCCAGCUUGGAAGGAUCAAGGCUUCGAUUCACUAAAUCGAAUUGCUAAUUCAGAGGAAUUGCCAGAAUUUCCAGCUCAGCUAUCUGAACUAGGUAAGGAUUUCGUGGAGAAGUGUUUGAGAAGGGAUCAGAAUCAAAGGUGGAGUUGCGAUCAGCUGCUGCAGCAUCCAUUUGUAGCAUCAGCUUCAGCGCCUAUUAUGAUCGGGGAAUCAUCUCCCCGCUGUGUGCUCGAUUUCACCAGCACCCAUUUCGAAAAGGCCGAAGAUACGGAGAGUUUUGAAGCUUCGGCGAGGGAAAGGAUUGGUGAAUUAGCGACGGAAGGAGGGGCAAUUUGGGAAUCAGAUCGAUGGGUGGCGAUAAGGGGUUACCCUCCUGAAUCAGGUGCAAUCUGUGAUGAAGGGACAAUCACGGAAUAUCCGGACUCGAUGAGAACAGAGAAGGAAACGGAAGAGACUAGUUCGGUAUAUUCGGGUUCGAUGGGGAUUACUCAAGGAAUUGGAAGCACGGGUUUGGUAUUGUUCGAUUGUUUUGAUAACACCGUUGUGUGGCAAAGUAGUAAUUACGAGAGUGUGAAAGGGCUAAAAUGGUCGUCAAGUAGUGCACCAUGUUGCGAUUCUUUGGCUGGUUCGUGCUGUCGGGAUACGUCAGAAAAGGUGGAGUUAACGGCGGAGAAGGAAAAGUUGAGAGUCCACAGAUUUUGUAAUUUAUUAUUACAACUAUUCUUGUGUAUUUUAAGAAUAUUCAGAUACAGCAUAAGGAUGUUUUCUAAUUACUCCUUCGCUACUAUAUUCUUUACAUUUCAUUCUCAGCCUCAAAUUUUUUUUGGUCAUGCGAUCCCCAUCGUUUCUUUUUCACCCUCACAUCAAACCUUGUUUGAAAGUAAAAAGUUAUUCUAAAAUUUCUCGGUCAGUCAUCACAAAGAAAGGCAUUGCACAAAAUGGAAAAGCUUUGUCAUAGGCCACUAAUAUCAUUGAUGCCACACAUUCUUUGAACAACAUUAAGGGUGUUGGAAGCUUGAAAUUUUAGUCUCAAUUUCUACUUUCAUUGGGACUUUGUUUAUCAAGAAAUAGAAAUAUACUAGUACUAUUUUGCUUUUGGAAAGGAUAAGUAUAAUACGGUAGCAAUUUGAGGAUAUUGUUGGAGACUAUUAUCUUUUUUGCACCGAAAGGGGCAUCCAAGUCCUCUCCCUCUUCUACUUGUCUCCUAGUAUUAACUAUUAUGGUGCUGAUUUGUUGACCAUUGGCCGUAGGGAAAAGGCACACCACAAGAUUGGGUCGGUUCAACGCACAAGUUGCUGUGUGAGUGUGGGAAUGGAUAAACUUUCUAUUUAACCUCAAUCUACACUUCUUAUCCUUUUAAGUUAUAUAUGCUUAGAUGACGGGAAACAGAGAUUUAUAGAAACCAUAUAUAAUUAAGACCUAUUAGUCGAUUAAGAAAUGAAAGAGCCUGAUUCCCUGCUCUUCCCGGUAAAAUGAAAAUUUUAUGUUUUAACUCCUCCUUUAAAAUUCAAUUAUUUAUAAAUUAAAAGUUAUAAAAUUUUAGACUUACAAUGA